Molecule: messenger RNA, 441 nt
Organism: Symbiodinium pilosum
Lineage: Eukaryota; Dinophyceae; Suessiales; Symbiodiniaceae
Source: the annotation of a GenBank genome assembly
AUGGCAGAGCCUGAUGAGCCUCACUGCGAUUGGAGGGAGUCCUUGGCAGCCCUCCGAGGUCUUGUUGGUCCUCAUGCCUCAGAAAAGCAGCUGGAGAAUCAACUUAAACGCUUCUCCAACGACCCAAGAAAAGCUGCGAAUGGUUACUUUCGUUCAGCAUGUUCGUUGGGGCUCCCUUUCGACUUCGACCCCCGACCAUUGUCCAUACCACGCCGGGCUCCUUCAGUGUACCAGAGUAACGACGGCAGGCAGCCGCAGCAUGGGGCUGGCUGGCAGGAGCUGGAGCCACCAUUCUUCCCGGCGGCCUUUUUCCUGCAGGUAACGGACUGCAGAGCCCUGCUUGCCGUUUCCCACGAGCUUCAUGUCCGGGUGGCGCGCGACGAGGCGUUCUGGACGAGAGCCUUGCGGACUGUAUUCGGCGAGGUGCGGCCGUUAACUUGA